Molecule: messenger RNA, 2257 nt
Organism: Myotis myotis
Lineage: Eukaryota; Metazoa; Chordata; Mammalia; Chiroptera; Vespertilionidae
Gene: BMERB1
Product: bMERB domain containing 1
Exons: 6
Coding region: 207-821 (204 amino acids)
Biological process (GO): negative regulation of microtubule depolymerization
Cellular component (GO): microtubule cytoskeleton
Source: RefSeq, a predicted model, not a curated record
CCUCCAUGGCGCAUGCGCCCUGCAUCCCUUCCCCUCCUGGGUACCAGUCAGCGUUCCCAGGCCCUCGCGGCCGGCGGAAGAGAUGGAUCAGCGUCACGAGCGCCCGGCCCCUUAAAACGCUGCUGGCUGGAGCCGCCUCCCUCCCAGCAGCCCGCGGCAGGGAUGGAGUAAGGGGAGACCCAUCGACCUGUCCACGGGGAUAAGCGAUGGAACUAAAGCAAUCCUUAUCUAUCCAUCUGGAAGCUGAGAAGCCUCUGAGGCGCUAUGGAGCGGUGGAGGAGACGGCGUGGAAAGCGGAGGGACUGAGGAGAAGUCAGCUGGACAUCAUCUCCAUGGCAGAGACAACCAUGAUGCCAGAGGAGAUCGAGCUGGAAAUGGCGAAAAUCCAGCGUCUCCGGGAAGUUUUGGUCCGACGGGAGUCAGAGCUCAGGUUUAUGAUGGAUGACAUUCAGCUGUGCAACGACAUCAUGGACCUGAAGCAGGAGCUGCAGAACUUGGUCGCCAUCCCAGAUAAAGAAAAAACCAAGCUGCAGAAGCAGAGAGAGGACGAGCUAAUCCAGAAGAUCCACCGACUGGUGCAGAAGAGAGACUUCCUGGUGGAUGAUGCAGAGGUCGAGCGGUUAAGGGAACAAGAAGAAGACAAAGAAAUGGCUGAUUUCCUGAGAAUCAAGUUAAAACCUCUAGACAAAGUAACUAAAUCUCCAGCCAGCUCCCGAGCCGAGAAGAAAGCAGAGCCCCCGCCUAGCAAGCCCACAGUGGCCAAGACCGGGCUGGCACUCAUCAAGGAUUGCUGUGGGGCCACCCAGUGCAAUAUCAUGUAGCCCCCAUGUGGGGUGCCCCCGGGGCCACGGGGACUCCCCCUCCCAUCCACUUGUCUUCAUAGCCCCCAUUUCACUGGGGCCCAAGAGCUCUCAAAGGCGGAAGGGGUUGAAGGCAAGCCAGUGACUGCCGCCGGGGCUGUGGGCGCAGUGGGCGGGCCCAGCCGCCCUGUACAGAGUGUAGCAAUAGGGAGUCCCUCACCGUCGCAUGGCCCUCCCCAGAGCAUGCCGAACCCAGGAGUCUGUCUCACUGUUUAUCCAAACCACCAGGAAAGGUCCUUCCUCAAAAAAGUGUAUCUCCACUUCUAUCUAGCUGUAUCUAACCCACCAUGCUAAUGACUUGGGAGAGGGGCAUGAUCCCCAGGUGUGUAUAGUUGCAACUUUUCAACAAUCUAGCACCAUGUUGGACACAUCCCCCACCGACCCUCCUAGCUCUGCUGUCAGGCCUGCCCCAGGGGCACAGCUCCAGUCUGUCCUUUUCCAGGGCCUGUGUUCUGGAGGGCUCCACACUGCCUACACACCUUGGAGACAGAGGGCCCAUCCGUGAAAGUGAGCUUGUGUGUGGUGUAGUGGUCACGUCUCCCGCUUCCUCCCCUCCUAUGCCUGGGCACGGGUCACACCAGGACCCUGUCCAUUUGCUCUUGGUUCUUCCUUCCCUUGCAAUGGCUGCCCAGGUAUGUGGAGUAGAGGGGAUGGGGCCUGGGCUGGAACACACCCAGUUCUUGGAAGAGGUAGCAAAACACCAGAGGCUCCAACACCAAGGCAAGGGAGACAAGCAGGGGACCCCCAAGCAGAUGCUGACCCAGGCGCUCUUCCCUACCCCAGGGGCCACAGGAAGGAGUGUCAGAGGACCCCACUCACCAGCCCAACACACAGACCUCUCUAAACUACAGUGGCAGGCGGGAGAGGCGGCCUGACCCAACCGUGUCCCAUCAUUUGGUGGUGUACUUUAACCAGCCUAGCAAGUCCACCUGUGUAACUUGAUGUACAUAAGCUACAGCCAGCUCGGCACAGCCCAUGUGACCUCUGUACGUGUGUGUCGUGACCGGCCUAAGUAGUUAGCAUAACUCAAGAUUUGCUGAUGUGCAAUCAUCCAUUGAAGAAAAUAAAAGUGGAAACCACGUACACAGCACUUUCAAAGUUUUUACUUUUUUCUUGACUAUGGAAAUAAUCCAUGUACAUAGUAAGUCACUUUAAAAGUAUAGAAAGUAGAAAGAAUGCUUUGGGUUCCUUUUUGAGCUCCCAUAAUUCCUCCAACUAGAGACUACUCUGACAUUUUGGGAUAUUUCCUUUCAAUUUUUUUAAUGCACUAAAAAAAUGAUUGGCAUCCUAUGUACCAUUUCAUAACAAGUUUUCUCUUCUCAUUUAGCAUUAUAUCACUAUCAUUCUCCCACAUCAUUAAAAGUUCUUUGUAAGCAUUAAAUACUCUUCAUAAAAUA